AUGGCAGGCAAGGCUGCAAUGGCUGGUGCAGGGGUGUCCAGAGGAGGGCAGCAGGAAGCUGGGCCCGCACCAACCCCUCCCUGUACCCCACAGGCGCGGGCCCAGGCGGAGGCCCUCCGCAUCAGUGAUGUGCACUUCUCUGUCAAGCCAAGCGCCAGCGCCUCCUCGCCCAAGCUGCACUCCAGCGCAGCCGUGCACCGGCUCAAAAAGGACAUCCGCCGCUGCCACCGCAUGUCCCGCCGCCCCCACCCCCACAAUCGCAAGGUGAAGCCUCGGGAGCCCAAGCGGAACCGCAUCAUCCUGAACCUGAAGGUCAUCGACAAGGGCACAAGUGGAGCGGGCGCUGGGCAGGGCACUGGAAACCUGGCCCGCCCCAAAGUCCCCUCUCGGAACCGCGUCAUCGGCAAGAGCAAGAAGUUCAGCGAGAGCAUCCUGCGCACGCAGAUCCGCCACAUGAAGUUCGGCGCCUUCGCGCUACAACUCGCGGCCCCCGCUGCCUCCUAUGAUGCCCGCAGCUCCAGCUCCUCCGGCUGCCCCUCGCCAGCACCACAGUCCUCCUCUGACCCUGACGACUCACCCCCCAAACUGCUCCCCGAGACCAUGAGCCCAUCUGCCCCCGACUGGCAAGAGCCGGAGGUGCUCGACCUGUCCAUCUCUCCCGAGUCAGCAGCCACCAGCAAGCGAGCACCUCCCAACGCCACUCCAUCUGCCAGCCAGGAGCCUCCCCCCGCCCCCGAGCCCGCGGGCACCUCCUCUGAGCCGGAGGCUGGGGACUGGCGCCCUGAGAUGUCACCCUGCUCCAAUGUGGUCGUCACCGAUGUCACCAGCAACCUCCUGACGGUCACUAUCAAGGAGUUCUGCAACCCUGAGGAUUUCGAGAAGGUGGCUGCGGGGGUAGCAGGCUCCGCUGGUGGGGGUGGCAGCAGUGGGGUGAGCAAGUGAGGGGGCUCCAGCAAGGAGGAGGCUUUGGGGGGCCCUCCUGCCAAAGGCCACACUCUUGCUCCCACCCCCACCCUCAGACACCCGCCUGUGCUUUGCUUGUAUCCAGUGGCUCAUUGUUAACCCUGGGAUGGGUUGGGCAGUUGGAACCCCUUGCAGCCCAGUGGGGUCAGUCCUGGACCAGAUUAGGGCUGGAGUGGGGCAGAGGCACUGGGAAGUCCUCUUGUCGUUGGCCCUCUCUCCCCAUGCACAGUGGGGCCCACUGGGUGACUCCUGGGGAGCCCCAGAACCCGGGGUUCAGCUGCCUCCACAUCCUGCCCUGUCUCCCCAGCUUGCUUCCAGCUCGCGCGCGCACAGCAUCUGAUCUCUCGGUGCUAACCGGGCAGCCGGGGGGCCCCUGAGGAGACCCCCUCCCAGCAUGGGCACCAUUCCUCUCCUUCCUCCAGGUGCCGGGGCCGGAGGGGCAGGGAUGACAGAGCCCAGGCAGGUUGAGCCCAAAGAGGGUGGCAGUGCCCAGAGCAUGGGUCUGCCCACUUCUGGAGGAGACAAGCGCUCCUUUAGGCCCCACCCACCUCUCUACUAACCCCCGUCUGGCAGGUGGGGGGAGCUGGCAGGACCUCACCUGCCACAGCCUCCCAGCAUCGAAAGGCUCUUCAGUUCACGACCAAAGGUGCUACCAGAGCCUGCGCGGACACUUCCCGCCGUGCGUGUGCGCGUGCGUCUGCAGCCGCUUGCUGUGUGUGUUUCCGUGUGCAGCCGGCACGGGGUCCAGGCUUUCCAGGCGGCACUCUUGAGGGUUCCUCAGAAUAGGGUCGUCGAAGGCCUGGACCUUCCCUUGCUGGCAGCGGGGCCUGUGGAGGCCGCCAGGCCUAUCCUCCCGGCCUGGGGGUGCUGGGGGCGUGCAUCCCCGUGCCCGUCUCCCGUGGGGUGGUCAGCCGGACCAGCCAGGCCUCUGUGGCUGCGCACAGGGCAUGGUGGGGCCUGAAGUCGCGAAGGGAGACCCCGUCCGAGCGUCCCCUUGCUCCUGGGUGCUGUGGGGAAGGAGGAAGCCUGGAACUGUUCUCCGGGGUCUCCAGCUUCUCGCCCCCUCUCGUCUGCUUCUGGCCGCUGAGGCUUUCUCCCGGCGCAGCCUGCUCGAAGCAGCGGGAGCCUCCUGUGCCCUGGGCAGCUUUCUCUCCCUCUGCUGCCAGGGAGCGGAGGCAUCCCUGCCAGUGGCAGAGACCAAAGCCCCAGCUUUAAUCCAGACACUGGGAGGACAGGCAGGCCAAAGUGGGGGGCCAAGGAGGAGGCCUGUGUUCUUCAGAAGAGCGAGGGUUUGCAGGGCCAGGGGUCUGGUGCGUGGGGGGUCGGGGGCAGCCCUGGGCCAUUGGCUGUCUCGGUUUGGCGUGAGUGGCACGCCCUGUGCCCUGCGUGAGCUCGGUGUGGCUCCCCGGUCUGUGCGGUGAUGGUGUCAGCUCAGAGCAUGAUGGCAGACGGUAGGAGGAGGCAGAGGGAUCCAAUUAGGGAACAGGAAGUGUGGGAGGACUCUUUCUUCCAAGUCUCCCACCAGGGGCUGCAGCCAGGCCUCCGGCCCUCCCCACCCCAGGGUAUAGAGCGAGGGCCCUCGGAGGGUUUGGGGGGCUGGCACUCCCGGACCCUCCCCACCUGCCCUUUGUGUUGGCUCUGUGGCUGUCCAAGUGCCAAUUGGCUUCCCCCAAAUAAGGGCUGGUUUUCUCCUCUGUCCUUGGAGGUGAUCCCCCGACCCCUCACCCCGGGUGAGCGGCCACCUGGGUGUCAGUUACAGGUGUUUCCAGAGACCAUAGAAAUGUGUUUUCCUGAGAGUCUGUGUCAUUCGUGACUUUUUGUAAAGAAGUUGUGUUUUCAGAGGUGAUUUUAUGACAGGAAAGUGAAAGAAUUAGUUUUGCAAAAAACAAAAAAGAGGAAAAAAAAGAAAUAGAAAAAAAUAUUGUGGGAUUCCUAUGGGGUUGGGGAGGGAGGGGAGAAGAGAUAUUUAAAGAAAAACUGGUAACGCAGUGAUUGCACAUUGAGGUGGCAAUGUUAGGGCAGGAGUGGAGGGCUGCCGGGCUGGGGCGGCUGCCUGCCUUCACGGUGAGGCAGAGAGAGCCCGCCCCGCCCUGGCCCAGACCCAUGCCUGUCCUCGCUCCAAGGAAAGGAUGCUGGCUGGUUCCAAGGGAACUAGCCGGAAGCUGCAGGGCCACGCACAUGGAGCUGAGAUUUGGGGAGGUGGGGCAGGCAACAGGGCCCACCGUCGCGGGGACCCGUCGUUGGUGACUUUCUCCAGGAAGGCUGGUGAGUCAGUGCAGUUGGGUUUCUUGCUCUCCUCCGUUCCUUCCUUAUUGGGCCAUCUGGUCCCUCCCACCGCCACCCCAUGGGGGACGUCUCCCUCCCCGUCACCCAAAGACCAGGACCUCCUGUGUUCCCCUGGCCAUGGAGGGGGACCAGGCUUCAGGAAGACAGGAGCUGCGGACUUGGGGAGACUUAGGUGGUGACCCUAAGGGGUUGGGGGUUAGCAUGGAGAGAAGGGCAUGCCCACCCCUUCUCUUUCCACUGGUGGAUGGUUGCCACCCAGACCCCUAGCCUUGCAGCCUCACCCCCCUGGGCAUG
Messenger RNA from Myotis brandtii (Brandt's bat), 3543 nucleotides. It is a transcript of the gene CBX6, whose product is annotated as chromobox homolog 6. The record is from RefSeq and is a predicted model, not a curated record. Lineage: Eukaryota; Metazoa; Chordata; Mammalia; Chiroptera; Vespertilionidae.